This is a messenger RNA of Podarcis lilfordi (Lilford's wall lizard), 12135 nucleotides long. Lineage: Eukaryota; Metazoa; Chordata; Lepidosauria; Squamata; Lacertidae. The record is from the annotation of a GenBank genome assembly.
AUGGAAGGAGAGGGUGGCAGUGAAGAUGCUACUCCCUUUGAGCUGUUAUCUUUCUCUCUCAUAAGCAAUGCUUCCAUCGAGCAAGGCACAAGCAUAAACUGGGAGAUAAGCUGUGGGGUGGGGGGGGGAGAUUUGGUCACAAGCCUCUCUACCCCACCAUGUGGCUGUUUGCUCCCACAGGAGGCAGUGAUGGCUAUCACCCUCGAUGGCUUUAAAAGGAGGUUAGGCAAAUUCAUGGAGGAGACUAUCAAUGUGAUGGCUAUAUGUUCUACCUCCAAAGUCAGAGGCAGCAAUGCUUCUGAACACCAGUUGCUGGAAACCACAAGAGGAGAGAGUGCUUGCUGCUCCACUCAGGUCCCCCGUUGGGGAUUCUCACACGCACCUGGUUGGCCACUGUGAAAACACAAUGCGGGACUUACAUGGGCCAUUGGCUUGAUCCAGCAGGCUCCUCUCUACAAGAUAUAGCUUGCAUAUGAAAUUAGUCAAAAGGAACAGGAAUGGAACAUCUUGCCAUGUGAAAUUUAUUCUAUCAAACAGCUGGAUAUCCCACUGAAAGCAACAGAAUGGGCUUCGGUUUAGCUAGGAGUUGAAUCAGUUUAUACCUGUUUUCUCAUUUAGUGUUGUCAACUGAUUAACUGAUUUUAUUUUAUUCUCUUCCCAUCAACUGAUCAGGAACAUUUAAAUUCAGCUGCAUAUUGCCAAACCUCACUAUAAAUGCACUUUUUAAAAGAAGCCCACUUACUUUUUCUGUUGGGUGGUGUUGCGGCCAGGCGUUGGGCCCGGCUGGGGGUGAAAAGCGUUGCCGGCGCUGGGUGGGGCCCCACCGAGGGAUGGCCCCACUGUCUAUUCAGCGCCGGCAGGAAGCGUGGCCAUAUGAAAUUUAAACUGCAGCGUGGCCGGGGACCACCCUCUCGUGUCCUUUGCCAGAUUUUCUGGAAACUGAUUAUCUGGAUCCAUUUCAAUCGGGGUUUAGGCCUGGUUUUGGCACAGAAACUGUUUUGGUCGCCCUGUAUGAUGACCUCUGUCGAGAGAGAGACAAAGGGAACAUGUCCCUGUUAAUUUUUCUCAACCUCUCAGCGGCUUUCGAUACCAUCGGCCAUGAUAUCCUUCCGGAGUGAUUCUCCAAACUAGGGUUGGGUGGCACUGGUUUGUGGUGGUUCCCGUCCAACUUGGAUGGUUGUUCCCAGAGGGUGUUACUUAGAGAUUGCUUUUCAGCCCCGUGGAAUCUCCAAUGCGGGGUUCCACAGGGCUCAAUUCUAUCCCCUAUGUUGUUUAACAUCUACAUGAAACCGCUGGGUGGGGUUAUCCGGAGGUUCGGAGUACAUUAUCAGUAUGCUGAUGACACUCAGCUCUAUUUCUCCUUUACAUCACCAGGUGAGGCAGUGGAAUUGCUGGACCAGUGUCUUGCCUCGAUAAUGGACUGGAUGAGAGCCAACAAACUGAAGCUCAAUGCAGAUAAGACUGAAGCACUGUUAGUGGGUGGUUCCCUAGACUGGAUGGCUGGGAGGUUGCCUGCUCUUGAUAGGGUUACACUUCCUCUGAAGGAGUAGGUUCAUAGCUUGGAGGUACUCCAAGGAUCCAUCCUUUGCUGUCGCUCGAGGCUCAGGUGGCCUCAGUGGCCCAGAGUGCCUUCCAUCAGCUUUGGCUGGUGGCCCAGCUACACCCCUUUCUGGACAGGGAAAGCCUAACUACUGUUGUCUAUGCUCUGAUCCUGGUCCAACUGCACUGGCUGCCGGUUAGUUUCUGGGCACUGAUUUUGAUUAAAGCACUGAUUUUGACCUAUAAAGCCUUAAAUAGCUCAGGACCAUAAUACCUCAAGGACCACCUCUUUCCAUAUGAACCUAUCCCGACCCUGAGACCCUCUUCUGAGGCCCUUCUUUGGGUGCCUCUGCUCUGGUACCCCAGUUGAGGAACUCCUUCCCACUGAAGAUACUGAUGUUCCCCACUUUUAUCUGUUUUUAGGCAUCAAGUUAAAACUUAUUUCUCCCUUACAGGCUGCUUUAAGAAUUGGUUUCUUCUGCUGGUAGAUUGUUGUUUUGUUAUCUUUGUUGGGUUUCUGGUUUUUGUUUGAUACCAUUGUCUUGUAUUUUAAUGAACUGUUUGUGUAGCACCUGGAAAACAUUUGAGCUGAACAGCAGGCUAUAUAAAUACCAUAAAUCAAACUUUGAUGUAAUGAGAAGUUUGGCUUGAAGCCCUCACUUCAAACCUUUCUAACGUUGUAAGCUGCAACUAGUGGAAUUCCCUCUUCUACAUAACCAUUUUUUAUUAUGGAAGCCCUAAUAAAAGAAAGUUGCUGUGGAUGAUUUAACUAUGCUAUGAUGAUGAAACCUUGGCAGAUGCACAGUAUGAGAAACUUCAAGCUGAACUCAGCCCCAAACCAUAUUUACUUUGAGGAAUAGACCCACAGUAUCUAGGUUACAGCUGGGUUCAGCUUGAAGUUUCUUGUGCCUUGUAAAUGGAUAAAUAAAUACAAAACCACCACCAUGCAAAAGAUAAAAAUAAAUGUGGCAACAUAUGCGCAGGCAAGAAGUACUCUAAUAUGUAAAGAGACAAAAAGAUCAAGCCUAAGAAUCCCAAUAGGCUUGAAGGGAAAAGCCCAAGAACCUAAACUUCCCCUUUUUAAAAGCUGCUAAGGAAGACAACUGUUUAAAAUGUACAAGGUAAAGGCCGUAAGGCUGUGGCUUAUUCAUUUAUUCAGAGCCUGAGCAGGCUUUUCACCUUUAGAAGUCACACCUCUGAUGGCUUUUCUGCCCCACCAGCUCUUUCUUUAUUACGCACUGGGGAAUUCUCCUUAGAAACAGCUACAUAUCUGAUCUAAUGAGAUCCUUAUAUAUGCAGUAGUUUUGUACAUUAUCCCCUCCUGCCUCUCCCUCUCUCUCUUUCAUAUAGUCUAGCAAGAUAAACAGUGCCUUGCUCACCCAUUAUAGCACGUGUGCCAGCUUUACAAAGUCAGUGGAGAGAAGCGAAAGCUGUAACAGUAAUUGAGGUUUACAGAAGUUUGCUCUGCCUGGACCGAUUAUACGAUAAAUAUUGCAAGGGGGCCAUCUAGUGGCUAUUACUGGUAGCAUAAGGUAGUUUAUCUGUGGCAGUCUAUGCGGUGUCAGAGGAGGGGUAGUACCUCUGGUGGGGAACACGCCAUGCUCCUUCUGUUUGUCCACCUUUGGUCUUGCACUCAGCUCUCACUUGUGGCUCCUAGAAGCUGUCAGCAUAUGACAGUGGCCACACACUUUGACUGACCGGCUAAACCAGCUGAGAGUAGCCAGUGGGUCUCAAAUCCUCAGUGUGUUCGAAACAUCCCCUGCAUUUGAAGACAGGCUCUGGCAGAUUGAGCAGAUGGGACCCAUAGUGGGUCCAACUCUCAAGAAAGAAGUUCCUGCACGUGUUGUAAAGGGGAGCAAGGGGCAACUUGGCCAGUUUCCCAGCUUCUCGAUCUGGCUCAGGAAAUGCAUGUGUAGCCUCAGUUUCUGUGCACACCUUCCAACGCAGUUCAAUAUACAUGACAACUGCUUCAGUGUGCGUCUUGCCCCUGUCUUGCCCUAGUUUCCACCAGAGACUGCUUCCAGAAUUAUUGCACAUAACCUCUUCAGUACUUAAAUUGAGGUGCAGCUUCAGAGCCCUGCUCAGCAGAAAGUACUUUGAAGAGGUCAUCCAGUCGAAGCCUAAGUGACAUCUAAGGGCUAUUGUCAAGCGACGUUAAUAUAAAACCUUGUACCUUUUCUGGUGCUCCUUUGAAGAAGGGGGGAAAUACAACUAUAAAUGGUAACUUGAACUGCUUCCCCUGCUGUACUAUUGAUAUUCUUAUAAUCAUCUGUGGCAUUCUGUGCUGGGUUUCAUUACGUUAAUGUUUGCCAUGUGAAAUGUUUGCCAUGUAAAACAUUAGCUUCCUGUAAUUCAGUUACUAACAGUAACUUCCCCAAACAAUGUAUGAGUAAGUGCAUCUCAAGCAUAACAUGUCCCAUAACAAUUUUUCCUCCCCAUGGGGUAAGCAUUUGAUGAUACCAAAGAAGGGAAGAGAUAAAUUCACAUUCCAUUGUCAUUAUAUGCCAUCGUUAAUAUUAGCAAAAAGGUUUCAGUACUUAGCUUGAUGAUAAUGAGUUAUUAACAGUUAAUGGCCUUUUAGGCCAUGUGAAUAGUUCACUUUUUGAAUAAUAAGAAUUAUAUGUCAUGGGCGGACGGGGGUCAGGAUUUUAGAGAUGCUUAGGUGGGGCAUGGCCAAAAAAAGGUUGGGAACCACUGAUCUAGACUAAGUUGGCUGGAUUUAGUUCCCAUUUACGUGAAUAGAACUUAAGUCACUGCUCACUGUUUUCAUUGGUUUCAGGCGGCCAUAAAUCCAGUCAAAGGCAAUUUGAUGCUGGCUAUUUUAUUUUCAGCCCCUUUCUUACUAAACCCUAGAACUGCAAGUGCCUAUUUCAUUGCUGCUGCACCCUGAGCUGGCAUUUGCAAAUUGCCCCCCUUAAAAAUCAAAUUGCCCCUCUGAGGGGAACUACAGGUCUAGAUCCAAGCAAUGCUUUGUGUAAAAUCUGUCACAACACUUCAAGGACGUAGAGUUGGGAAAGGUGGCAAAAAAGGCAACCAAAAUGGAGCUCCUCCCCUUCACUUGUUGCUGCCUCUACACCUGUCCCCUCCUUGCAAACAAGCAAUGGCAGCAGAAGGAGCAGCAGUCUCUGCUUGCCUUGCCUUCUCCCUCUAGGUGGCAGCACCGAUUGGGCCCAUAGGAAGAGAGGGCAAGCAAGUAGGGAACAAAUGGAGAACAGGAACAGCAAUGAGGAAGUGGGGGGAGUGUUGAGGCCUACUGAGGGCAUCUUGACCAAGCACCCCGCUCACCCCCUGCACACAAAAACACCUGGAUCUGGCACUGAUUUCGGCCAUAUCAGGACAAUACAUUUAAAGCAGCAUUAUACCACUUUCACAGUCAUGGCUUCCCCCAAACAAUCCAGGGAACUGUAGUUUGUUCAGAGUGUGGAGAGUUGUUUGGAGCGCCCUGUUCAUCUCAAGUUGAGGCUCCAAUACUUUGGCCACCUCAUGAGAAGAGAAGACUCCCUGGAAAAGACCCUGAUGUUGGGAAAGAUGGAGGGCAAAAGGAGAAGGGGACGACAGAGGACGAGAUGGUUGGACAGUGUUCUCGAAGCUACAAACAUGAGCCUGACCAAACUGCGGGAGGCAGUGGAAGACAGGAGUACCUGGCGUGCUCUGGUCCAUGGGGUCAGGAAGAGUCGGACACGACUAAACGACUAAACAACAACAACAUUCAUCUCACAGAGUCACGUUUUCUAGCUGGAGCUGUGUGGGACAGGAUAACCUGGGAGGGACAGGAUAGAACAAAAAUUAUCCACGGUGUAGAGAAAGCAAACUGAUUUCCCCCUCCCAUCUCAUAAAAGUCAGGUGACUCAGGGAUGCAACUACAGUGGUACCUCUGGUUACAGACGCUUCAGGUUACAGACUCCGCUAACCCAGAAAUAGUACCUUGGGUUAAGAACUUUGCUUCAGGAUGAGAACAGAAAUUGCGUGGCGGCAGUGGGGCGAUGGUGGGAGGCCCCAUUAGCUAAAGUGGUGCUUCAGAUUAAGAACAGUUUCAGGUUAAGAACGGACCUCCGGAACGAAUUAAGUACCACUGUAUAGCAGUAGAUCAGGAAUGGGGGAACUUUCUGGGUGCUGCAUGCCAGUGGUGGGUCGGACUGGAGCCAGAUUUGGGGGGCGGGGCGGAACAAUAUAGCUGCCCAAAAGCCAGAUGAUUCUAUACCCAAUUCCAGUGCUUUUUUUCUAAAAAAAUAAAUAAAAAUGUUUAGGGGUACUCUCAUUUUGACUCAAGAAAACCACCAUUUUAUAGUCCAAAUUGGGAAAGAUAAAUACAGUAAAUAGACAAAAGUACAAAGAUUCGCAAAAUGUUUAAGGGUAUGCAUAUUCCUGCGUCCCCCCAAGAAAAAAAAGCACUGCCCAAUUCUAUACAAGAAGACUCUAUGAUUCCAAUUCCCUUCCAGCCCCUGCAUUUCUACCAAGUUUUGCCAUCUGCACAGGACUGUUAUUUCGAUGGGGUUUUGAGGCUGAAGUGUUGAAGAGGCUCCCUCCCCACAACUUUCUGUUUCAUUGUUACGUUUCUAUGGAACCGCGAUCCAAAUGCCUGGCUCACUCUUCAGUUUAAUGAGAACGCAGGCUGAAGCAACAGCAAAACAGUUUGUGCUUGCCAACAUUGAAAGGAGAAUAAUGAGGGGGUGGGGAAGGGCUCUGUUUGCUUUUGGAGAGAAUUGGCAUUGGUCUUAUCUGGGCCUUUAUAGGGAAGGUUGCCAGAAAUACAAGUAAGAAUUUUAUUGAGCAUUAUUUUUAUUGACUGCUUCUUUUGUGCACGCAAUCCUCAUAUGUAAUUUGUCAGCAAGCCCUUUGUGUUGUGGCAUACGGCCAAGGCAACUAGAUCAUUUACUUACUCUCUGAUAAGAAGCUAGUUGCCCCUUCACAGAUAAGGAACCUUUGAAUUUGCUCCACCUGCCCACAACAGUAUCAAAUUUCCACAUGUAGAUAUUGUUUGGAAAGGGGAUAUAGAGAGACCUCAUAUUCAAUCUUUCCUCUGCCAGUGGAAUCUCAGAAAAGUCUGCUUGGAAGUGCGAGAUCAAGACACAUCAUGAAGACAUUGGGUUUUCUGCUUCUCAUUCUGACACUCUUCUUCCUGUACUCAGGUGAGUCACCUAACAUACUGCCAAGGUACCUUUUAGAGAGACUUUCCUCUUGAAAUUUGUGUCGCAUUAUACACUCACAUCUCAGAAAGGGACACACGCCAAUUCCAUGAUUCCAUGAGCUGGAUGUAAGAGCCACAGGGAAUACAAAUGCUUAACAUGUAGAAUUUACUCUGCCGCAUGGAGAGGCUCAAUGACAGCACAGCAAAUUCCUGGUGGUACCUGGCACUGUUACCUGGUACUCUCCAUGCCAAUCCACAUGAUGAAUAUCUUGCAAACAUUAAGGACCCCAGGAGCCACCACACACACAUUUUUGAUGGCCUCUACUGGGCUGCCAUAACACACGAAAGCAGAACUUAUGUGGAGUUCUAAGAGGAAGUUCGACAGGAUUGUGUUGCAAACCGAUGGGAUUUGAACAAAUUUAUGAGGGGAAAGCUUUCAUUUGUGUUGUCAACCAGAUAAUGAAUCUUAAUUUAUUUGUUCAUUUUCACUUCAACUAUUAAUCAGUUAUGUUAUUUGGCUUAUUCCAUAUCAAAAUAGUAAAGGAAAGGUAAGAGAAAAUGCACCUCAUUUUUCAGAGAUGAAUAAAAUGUCCCCCAAUGGACUGCUGUUCAACAGGUGGCUUUGCUUUACAGCUUUUAAAAUUGUUGUUUUGGUUUUAGAUACUAUCGCUGAAGCAAGAAGACCCCAACUACAGGUAAGAGCCAGCUAUUUCUUCUGAUUACACAAUCAAUAUCAUGUAGCUGUAGAGGAGAAUUAAAGCACCUAAUAGUAAGUAAAGAACAAUGAAAACAAAGUUUAGGAUUAAACUAAUUCUUGCAGUGCUGUGCUGUUGAAUCCGAGAGGUUUACAGGGGGUAAAUGUAAAGUUCUGGUCCUGUCUCAUCGGCAUAUUCAUUUCCAUGAAGGAAAUGUGCUCCUGAACGGAAUAGGGAUAAAUAAUUGGCUUAGAAAUGGGAAUGAAAUGCAUUAAGUAAGAAUUGUGGCUCAAAAGCGGUCGGAGUAACUCUACUAUGAGCAAAGGAUACAAUAUAUGGAACUUUUUAGUUUGGAAAAAUGGUGAGAAAGAGGGCACAUGACGGAGGUGUAUCAAAUAACGCAGGGCAUGGGAGAAAUGAAUAGAUAAAUGUUUUCCCACUAUAACACUAGAACUUGGGGCAUACAGUGAAGCUGGAUUUUUGAAGAUUCGGGAGAGACAAAAGAAAGGGCUUCUUCAGUGGUUGAACUAUGGAAUUGAAUCCAACAAACAAUAGUUAUGGCAACCAGCAUAGGUGGUUUUAAAAGAGCAUUAAAUAAAAUUCAUGAAGGAUAAAGCUCCCAAUGGCUACUAGCUAUAAUAGCUAUGCAUUCCAUGGGUGUAGCCAAGGCGGGACAGGAGAGGGCAGCUGUCCACCCCCUAAAUCAAGUAAAUAAAUAAAAAUACCUAACAAACCGGCAAAUCACGUCACAGAUAGCUCGUUCUCCCCUCACUAACAUAGGUAAAAAGGUAAACGGUAAAGGACCCCUGGACAGUUAAGACCCGUCAAAGGCAACUAUGGGGUUGUGGCGCUCAUCUCGCUUUCAGGCUGAGGGAGCUGGUGUUUGUCCGCAGACAGCUUUCCGGGUCAUGUGGCCAGCAUGACUAAACUGUUUCUGGUGCAAUGAAACACCGUGACAGAAAGCAGAGCACAUGGAAACGCUGUCUACUUUCCUGCCACAGGGGUACCUAUUUAUCUACUUGCACUGGUGUGCUUUCAAACUGUUAGGUUGGCAGGAGCUGGGACAGAGAAACAGGAGCUCACCCCGUCGCAGGGAUUCGAAACACUGACCUUCUGAUCGGCAAGCCCAAGAGGCUCAUAAAGCCUGCUGCCACUAACAUAAAUCCUGGCUGUGUCCAUGAUGCACUACUGCAUAGUAUGGGAUGUGAGUAGGGUUGCCAUAUUUCAAGAAGUAAAAAUUCAGACAAAAAGUUGGGGGAACUGGUUGGCUUGUUCCUUGCAGGUUCCUUGGAGGCUGGAUCUGCAGCCCCUGUGGAACCUGCCCCCUGAGGUGGUCACCUUGCCUUGACUCAUGGGUGAGCUGGUCCUUAUCCCCCUGCCCCAUCCAGCUAAGCUGUGACAAUGUUGGUAUCACGCGGGAGCAGAGAUGGGGAGAAAUUCUAUUCAGUUUGCAUUUAAAGGCAAAACUGUCACAUUGCACUUUCUGAAACAAUGUGGGAACUGAAGCAAAGCUAUUAUUCAAAAUUGGCAAAUACCGUAUUUUUUCGUGUAAAAAGUAUGUUAGGAAUUGUGGGUCAUCUUAUACAUGCAUAGUGCGGGGGGGGCGUAGGAUUGGUUGCUGCCAUGAGCCGGAGAUUGUCAACGGCAUGUUAUUGGUUGCUGCGGCAAGGGCUGGUGUUGAUUGGCUGUCGCUGUGGCAAUUGGGCGGGCAAUUGGCGGCUUCUGCCAGCAAGGUGACAGACAAUAGGUGGCUUUUGCGAUGCGUGUGAGUGGCAGUGUAGGUCAUGCAGGUGAGCUAUUUUUGGCAAUCCCACCUAAAAAAAAGCUCAACAACUAUGGGCAAUUCUCCCCCCAAAAAUGUCAACAACUUUGGGCAAUCUCCCCUCCAUUUUCUUAAUUUUGAGUCCCCCAAAAUAGGGGUUGUCUUAUACACGGGAGCGUGUUAUAAACGGAAAAAUACGAUAUCCAAAUUUUGCACUUCAUUCCUCCAGCCAACAGACAUUUACAAAAAUGUAUAUAUUAAAAGGAAAGUGUGCUUAAAAAAUAAUAUAUGAGAGCCAGUGUGGUGUAGUGCUUAGAGUGUUGGACUACUAUCUGGGAGACCAGAAUUCAAUUGUGGCUCAGCCAUGAAGCUUACAGGGUGACCUUGGUUGUUGUGAGGCUAAAAUGAGGGGGGAAGAAUUUGAGCUCUUUGGGGCAAAAAGGUGGGGUCUAAAUGUAAUGAACAAAUAAUGAAAUAAUAUACAAAAAACAAAUUAUACCGAGGGAAAGUGCUUGCAAAAACGUGUACAAAGCGUGUUUUCCUUCAUGGAGAGCACGUGUUGCGGUGGGGGCCGCCAGGACACUCCAAAGUUGGGGGGCGGGCUAAUUGAUCGUUGGCCACUGAUGCGAUUGGGGCUUCCCUUGUUGUUGGGAAGAAGUUAAUGUUGCCAUUUAUUGAUUGACAGUCAGAAAUCCUAAAACUCCUCGCACGGGGCUAGGGCUUCCUCUUUUUGCCCGUGCAUCAGAUUGCCCGUCCCUCCCUCUCUAGAAUAGGGUUGUUCGCUUUGACCUUGCUAUGCCUGUCAUGGGGUCGUCUGCUUUGGAGCGGGGGCCUGGUAGGAAUUUUUUCCAUCUGGCUGAUUGGCUGGGGCCAUUUGGUUUUUGCCUACUGCGUAGCAAAUCGUCACAACUUGUAAGGUUCGCGGUUAGGCAUUGGUUUAUGGUUUGGUUGGUUGAGGGGCAUGGAUUGGCUGUGCCUGCCCUUCUAAUGCCGCUGCUGCAAGGGAUGCCGUUAAAGGAAUUGGGGGCUAACUAUUGCUUGUCCACUCUGUCAGGGGGGCUCGGGCCAUAGCAAUGAGCUCCUGGUUGCAUUUGGGGUGAGGGCAGGUUCCCUGCUCCGCGUAACCCCCAUGUGUAUUCCCCUAUUCUGACUUUCGCAUUGUGCGGAAUGUCAGUCUGUCCCCCAUGGUGGGGGCAGAUAGUCGCAACCAAUGCCUACACAACCACUCACAAAUUUGUAUUUUAAUAAAGUUGUGGCCAAAAUUAUGCCAAAAAUCUUAAACAAAAAUUUCUGUGUGAUGUGUGAGUUAUUGGGGUGGACCUGGGGACCUCGACACGCAAUAGUAAAAAUAAAAUAAAAAUGAUUGGAAUAAACCUGCCUCAAAAUGGUAAUAAACUUCCAGGAGAACAUAAAGAGAGAGAAAACUUAUGAAUUGUUGCAGAAAUAUCUGAAGAACUGAUUUUAAGAUUGGAAAGCAGAAACAGAGAGAACUGAAAUUAACAGACCCCCCUCAAUUCCUGGAAACAGAUAAACAAAAAAUAGAUACAAAUAAAUAAAAUGAGCAAUGUAAAGUUUAUUCAUUUAUUUCAUUUACUUAAGGCAUUUAUACAGCUCCUAAUUGUUUGCAUCUCUGAGCACUGCUUAUAAAACAAGGCAAAAAAAAUCAUGGAACAAUGAAAGAAUUUAAAAAUUAUAAUAAAACCAAACACUAGCUUAAGCUGCAACAGAGCACAGUCAUAUAAUAUACAUAUCCUCUGGUGGGAAAUAAAAGGUAAGUAUUUGGCUUGAUGGUUUUAAACUAGUCAGGGUGUGCAUCUGUGUGGGUGUGUAGGUAUGGUCACAUUUAUUUCUUUAGUUUCAACAUUAAAAAUUACAUUGAGUUGGCUUUUCAAGUAAGCCUGAGAACAUCCCUUGCUUUCUGAAAACACGGAGGACUAUCUUACUAUAUGUUUAUCAUACAUCUGCCCCUGAAAUUCUCCUUAUCUCUUGGCAGAAUGGUAAGGCACAGCAUAACAAUGCUUGGUGAAUGAUCAUGGGUAUUCACUCACUGUGUAUUUAUGUAUGUGCUUAUAUUUAUAAUGCUCAAAUAAGUCAUUGUGUAGCUUAAUGCUAAGUGGGCAAGGAAGCUUGAAAAGGUGCUAUUGCUCUCUGCAGGUUGAUUGCCAAGGCUAUCCGAGAAACUUCUGCACCCUGGAGUUGCAACGAAUGUGUGGUUCUGAUGGCCAGACAUACAGCAAUAAGUGCUUCUUCUGCAAUGCCUUUGUGUGAGUACAGUUUUCCCAUGAUGAACAAUCUGAAAAGGAUGUGCAGGAUUUGUAGCCUAUUUAAGAGAAACGCUGCCUUACAAAGGGCUGGAUCCAAUGUUUGUGCAAGUUUCCUGCUUGUGUAGUGGAUCUUCCCCUCUCUCUCCCACUCUGGCAUGAGGAACCCCACACCUGUUGUAGGUGUUCCUCCAACCCUCUAAACCAAAUUUGGAGCGGGUGGGAGGGCACAAGGAGAGGAAAGGGAAGUUCCAUGGAACAAGUGGAAGUCCUUGCCUGAACAAAACAACCGCCAGAUCCAAUCCAAAUAAUUUUGUAACAUGAAACUUGGAGAAUGAAGCAAUUUCAUCCACUGUUGUCACCAACAGGGCAGUAUCCAACUAAACAGUUGGGCUAGCACAAACACUUGGGGCUCCACAAUGGAACUUCUCAUUCUCUUCUCUCACCAGAACAUACCGGUAUUUAGGAGUUGUACAUGGUGUAGGCGGAGAGAAUAAGGUGAAGUUUCAUUGCAUAGCUCCAAAGUCCUUAUACUAGUAGACCUGUCUAGUUGGAGGCCACCCUAUGGUUGCCAGUUUCAAGUGACCUCUCUUUUUCAGUUGAUCCUACUCACUGGUACAUUUCUUCUGUUUAAUAAUUUUGCAUCUUGUGGAUUCUCACACUCUGCUUUGUCUUUCUCUCACCAGCAAAAGUCGUGGAAGGCUCUCCCUGAUUAGAUAUGGACCAUGCUAUGGAGCUAGGAAUGUCUAA